AUGGCGGACCUGGACAACCUGGAGUAUUACAUCAAGUUUCCCAAUCCGAAUUUCAACUACAGCCAGCACAACGGAGAGCACGAUUUCGUGUUUGUGGUGAACGAAGAAAAAAUCCCAGUUAUCCUGUUAUUUGGAUGGGCCGGGUGCCAGGAUAAGUACCUGGCCAAAUAUUCCCAAAUCUACGAGGAAAAGGGGUUGAUCACUCUCAGGUACACCGCUCCAGUGAAAUGCCUUUUCCUCAAGAGGUACCAGAUGAUAACCAUCGGGGAGAAGUUGGUAAAACUGCUGAUUGACUUGAACUUUGACAGUCAUCCUAUCAUAAUCCACUGUUUUUCCAAUGGUGGAGCUUUUCUCUACCAGAAUUUCUCGUUGGCCUUAGAAAAAUGCCCCAAACCAAUACCCAUAAAAGGAGUAAUCUUUGACUCGGCCCCAGGAAAGCGAAGGAUAUUGAGCCUAUUCCGGGCCAUAUCUGCCAUCCUAGGAGGCAACGUGUUCUAUAACUUCUCAAUGUCGCUCCUGAUGACGAUGUUCCUUUCCAUGAUCUGGCUCUAUGAGGUAAUCAGCAACGCCAUCUGUCCAAAGUCCACGUUCCAGUCGAACCCUCUAGAGAAUUUGAAAAACGAAAAGAACACGUGGCCUCAGCAUUUUAUUUACUCUAAGAACGACGAUCUAAUACCCCAUACGGAUAUCGAAUACUUCGCCGACUACCGAAAAAAAUUGGGAGUCGACGUGACGACUCUCUGCUAUGAGACCAGUCUACAUGUGAAGCACCUUGCGGAGAACCGGGAAAGCUACGUGAAGAGCGUCUACAACUUCAUCAACAAAUGCCUGAACGGUAGCACUUAAAUCGUAAUAAGAAGAAAGCUAAGGGAAAUUGAAAAAAAAAUAUUACGGCUACCAAGCUACUCCUUGUAACCUUUUCUAGAGAUUUCGACAGUUUCUGUUAAGUGAUGACGUUAUAUAACUUGUUUAGUACGUUGAAACAUGCACAAUUUUUGUGUGAUUAACGAU
Messenger RNA from Anoplophora glabripennis (Asian longhorned beetle), 1011 nucleotides. RefSeq names its product transmembrane protein 53. The record is from RefSeq and is a predicted model, not a curated record. The transcript is spliced from 5 exons. NCBI's taxonomy places the organism in Eukaryota, Metazoa, Arthropoda, Insecta, Coleoptera, Cerambycidae. The coding region runs from base 1 to 846 and encodes 281 amino acids.